ACUUGUUGCUUUAAAAUACCUAAAAUUUUAGCGUCGUUUGUUUGAUUUGUCAUCUUUUUUAAAGUGAUCGAAGUUAAAGAAAGAAAAAAGUCGUCGCACAUUCAUGAUAGCUUGUAAAUACAAAGUAGGGUAUAGGAUAUAAUAGUAGGUAGUACCGUACAAAAAAUUCAGCAGAAGACUUCAUAGCGUUCACAGUAUGUUGUACCUAAUAAUAUUAUCGAAGGUUAUAAGUGUCGUGUAUGCAACAACUUCAGUAACCAGUGGUGCAUAUAAAGGAUACCAAGCCAGUGUUUCCCAAAUUCAUCAUAUUCCGUUCCAUACAUGCUUCUCCACACCACCGAUAUGCGUGGAGGCAGCACUGGCUGAGGCAUCAACAGGAGACGUACAAGUAACUGAUGUCAAUUCAUCAGGAUUCACAGCCAGGGUAAAUGCAACGGCUAACAGAAACCUGGUCGUGGAUUGGACAGUACACGUAGCCUUAAUAGAACAAUUCAGUGACUGCGAAAGCGCUACUGCUCUUGCACAAAAAAGCGGGCGUUAUUAUUUGUUAUUGGGAGACAAUUGUGCGUUCGAGCUCGUAUAUUGUGACGUCACAGCAGUUACUGAAGGGUGGACGGUUAUACACAGAAGAUUUGAUGGCAAGGUCAACUUUCGGCGACCUCGUAUUGAUUACCUCAAUGGAUUCGGCAAUAAAGACGGGGAAUUUUGGCUUGGGUUAAGACGUAUAAAGGAACUAGUAGACCAAGGUAACUAUGAGAUGGAAGUCAGAGUUGUGGAUGUGGAUGGUGUGGACCAUGUUACACGAUUCACGAUGUUUAAGUUUAUAGCGAUUGCUGAUAUCGACGUGGAGCUGUAUUCGAUAUACUUGGAACGGACAGAAAAUGGUGUAACACAUAGAAAGGCUACGUCACGAUUCGUGACGUAUGAUAGUGACGCACAAAACAUUGCGUCAUCUCUUGGAGCUUGGUGGCUUGGGUUCAGCGAGCCUACAGGGGGAAACCUGAAUGCUAUUAACUACACUCAAAUGAGGUGGCGUGGUGUCGAAGGUCCUUUGAAAGAAGCAACCAUGCUGAUCAGAAAGGCAGUAACGCCAUCAAUAACACCAGUAAUAACACCAGUAAUAGCACCAGGAGUAAUAGCACCAGCAAUAGCACCAGUAAUAGAACCUGAAAGGCUUAAUUGAUUUUAACUGCACGUUAAUUCUUGUAAAUUUUAAGCCUUUGUAAAUCUCAACAAAAGAUAUAGUUUUAUUUUAUUGUUUUAUUCUUUUAACAUUCUUAAUGUAACUUUUUACAUUUUUUCAUUUCUUAAAUUUUGCACGUAUGCUGUACAUUCCAUUCAGUUAACCGCAUGGUAGCGCCCGCAAUCUGUAAUCUUUGUUGUGCAUAUUUCUUUAAAAAGCCAUCCGCACGAUGUCGCUAAAAUCGGCAAUAAUUUAAGACUCAUUUUACACAGUUUUAAACUUAUACCCCGUGUGUGGCUAUUGUCACUUUGUUUUGAACGAUUUUAUCGUAAACUUUGAAAGGGUGACUCAGACUGUGAGACCACACGUAACAAUUGUCCUUAUGACGUCAGCACUACGUCAGCGACUUAUCUUUAGUAUUGUGUGAUCACAAUAGACAUUAAUUUGAUUAACCUGAUGGUGGUCGAAAAAAUAAAACGAUUGUUUAAACGAUCGUUCUUUAAAUAUCCAUACAAUGCAAAUUACUGGUAAAUAAAUAUGUUCUGGGGUCAGAUGGGACACAUUUACCA
Molecule: messenger RNA, 1752 nt
Organism: Ciona intestinalis (vase tunicate)
Lineage: Eukaryota; Metazoa; Chordata; Ascidiacea; Phlebobranchia; Cionidae
Source: RefSeq, a predicted model, not a curated record